Penicillium cosmopolitanum is the source of this 3717-nucleotide messenger RNA. RefSeq lists its product as uncharacterized. Gene Ontology annotation, biological process: intracellular transport. The coding region runs from base 1 to 3717 and encodes 1238 amino acids. NCBI's taxonomy places the organism in Eukaryota, Fungi, Ascomycota, Eurotiomycetes, Eurotiales, Aspergillaceae. Gene Ontology annotation, cellular component: nuclear pore. The transcript is spliced from 2 exons. The record is from RefSeq and is a predicted model, not a curated record.
AUGUCGAGCACUCCAAACGAAGCGCCUCAGCGCGCCACUGCCGCUCAGUUGGCUAGCAGAAAAAUCAAGGAUAUCCGCCGACGCCCUCGAGGCACAACCCCGACUGGCGGUGCUGGCGCAGACCAACAACCCUCCAAUGCCUUCGGUGGCCUUUCUACCCCCAGCUUUUCAAACCCCGCUCCCAGUUUUGGAGCUCCUCCAGCUCAAUCUGGAGGCUUCACUUUCGGCCAGACCCAGAGCCAAAGUUUCCCGGGAGCCAGCUCCGGCCCCAGCCAGCCUAGCCAGGGCAGUGCUUCACCCUUCUCGUUUGGAGGCGGCGGCGGCGGAGGUGCUGCUCAAACUGGCUUCAAUUUCGGGAACUCUUCUGGUGGAUUCGGUUCUUCUACGUUCAACAACCCUUUUGCUAGCGAUGCUAGCAAAGCUGCCCCCACCCCGACUACCCAGAGCGCUUCCUUCACAGGUUUCAAUUUCGGUAACCAAACCACUUCUCAACCCGCACAACCAUCCCAGCCUGCCUUCUCCUUCGGUGCGCCACAAACCGCGACUCCCUCGAUGGGUUCUGGCAUGUUUGGUCAAUCAAACGCCAUGAACUCCGCUUCCACCCCCGCUGAUUCUAUGCAAAUGUCGCCGGACGCCAAACCAAAGACCUCCACUACGACCCAAUCAUCUUUCCAAAGCCGCAAUCUCUUCGGAGAGUCGGCGCCCAAUUUGUUCUCUCCAAAGCCUGAUACCCAGGCCGGUAACCCAUUCAGUAACUUGAAUGGCACUUCGACCGCUGACAAGCCCGCGAGUGACAAGGCCGAAGGCUUUGCUGCCAAGCCUGCGUUUGCUGGUCAAUCAACCCCAGCAUCUAACCAAGCUCCUCAAUUUGGAAACCUAUUUGGUGCCCCCGCUACCGCUGCAAAACCAUCAGAAUCUGAGAAGCCUGCAUCGACGAACAUGUUUGGAGCUGGCUCGACCCAGUCUGCAUUCCCGGGCCUGUCGAGCACGAAGCCUGCGACUGAGCAAGCCACUCAAAAUAACAUUUUCGCACCGAAGUCCACCUCGGAGCAGAAAACCGACUCCCCUGCCGAUGCCAACCCAUUCAAGAACCUCUUCGGAGCUGGUUCAGCUACUCCUCAAACGUCCGCCCCUCCGGCUCAGGCUUCUCCAGCUCAGAAUCUUUUCGCUCCAAAGCCAGCCUCGGAGGAUCCCCCAAGAAAACCUGCGGAAGCUCAGCCAUUCAAAAACCUGUUCGGUGGAGCUGCUACUUCCAGCACGCCUAAACCUGCUGAGCCCUCGGCAUCUACCAACCUGUUUUCACCUAAGCCAGCCGACGCUACGCUGUCUAAAUCUCUAUUUGGGGCUCCUGCUGGCACUCCCAAGCCUUUUGAAGCCCCCAAGGAGCAGCCAACCCCAGCACAGAAUCUUUUCGCUCCUAAGCCGACCUCGGAUCAACCCGCGACAAACAAUCUAUUCGCGUCAAAACCGGCAACAGACCAAGCUUCCGAGAAGCCGCCCAACUCCAACCCAUUUGGAUCUUUGCUUGGAGCGUCUGCCCCAAAGCCUAAUUCAUCGGAGCCGGAGCCCGCCAAACCCCAAUCUACCCCGACACCAAAUCUAUUCGCAUCUUCACCGGCCAAGGCACAGGCGUCGACAACCUCGGCCAAGUCUUUGGGCGGUCUCUUCGGCGCCAAGCCCGAUACGACCGCGCAGGCCGCUGCUCCUCCGACUCCAGUCUUUUCAAAUGCUAAGCCGACGACCGCUCCUCCGAUUCCGAAGUCGGGUUUGGCUGAUAGCGUGGACAAGAGCAAUUCCGAACUAGUGAAGAAGCUUCGCAUUCUGGAUACAAUUUUCAAGGAGGAGUUGUCCACCUACCAACCUGGCGUAGAUGGGUUUGACCGUUUGAUUAUGCAUUAUCUCGCUGUACGUCAUUCAAUUGGCGCGCCAGUCGGUAUUAAGAAUGACUGGAAGAACUUUGGGACGACACCUGUUCCUAAUGGCCAAGUUGCUAAAUCUUCUGUGAAACGGGUGAAUGACUCGACCACCUCCAGCGUGUUCGCACAGUCGUUCUCGUCCCCAGCAAAGGCAAUUGAUCCAGUGAAUGCAGCGGUCAAGAAGCCCGAUAAUCCGUUCGCCAAGCUUAACACCGCAGACGCCGGAUACUCGUCCAAGCCCGCUGAAAAUCCAUUUGCGAAGAUUCCCACCAGCGCCACUAGUGCCACUUCUGAAUCUGCUCCCAUGGCUGCUGAGAACCCCUUCGCCAAGAUCCCGACCACGACUCAAACGUCAACUCCCUCGGCUCCGACAGUCAAGAAGUCUGACACACCUGCUGCUCCAAAGCUGGCGGGUAAUAUGUUUGCAGGUGCUCAAUCAGCGAAUACCAAUGGCUCGGCAGCUCCUCUUUCUAUGCCCAAGUUUGGCAACACCACUGGCGGUGUGGACUUCAUGGCACAGUUUAAAAAGAAGGCAGAAGAGACCGCGGCCAAAGAAAAGGCUAAGCGGAAGGCAGAGGACUUCGACUCUGAUGAAGAUGACGAGGAGGAAUGGGAGCGUCGUGAUGCUGAGCAGCAACGUGAGAAGCGUGCCAAGUUGGAGGGCGCUUCGAAAAAGAAGGCAGUUUUCGUUCCCGGCAAGGGCUUCUCAUUUGUUGAUGCGGACGAGGAACCACAAGAGGAUUCUUCUAAGAAGCUUGCGCUGCCUGCCCCUUCUCCUGCUCCUUCUUCUAGCUCGAUCUUUGAUUCUUCGAGCCUGCCCGUCCCGGCCUCGCAAAACAUUUUCGGUCGCAUCUCGUCGACAACUCCCCAACCCGCCGAUGAUGGUAAUGACAGCGACGCCUCAUCAGAGGCGAAACCUCGAUCACCGAAGCGCCGUGUCUCUGGCGAUGGCAAUGAUGAAGACGACGAUUCUGACGCUGCUGGGCACAAGUCUAAGCGAACAAAGGCAACCGAAAAUGGCGAUACAAGCAAGUCUAGCUUGGACACACCCCUUCCGGCGCCGACUGCUGCAGCAAGCCGAAGCCUUUUCGACCGUAUCGAAUCCCCAACCCCAAGCAUUGCUUCUCCCAAGCCAGCUUCGGGCGGCAUCAACUUCGGUGCCUCUACCCCUUCAAAUUCAACAAACCCUUUCGCGUCUCUCGGCGCAAAGUCUCAGACUUCUCAGCUCUUUGGUGCCUCGUUUGGCACCGGCUCGUCCCUGCCGGCAUCUACCACUUCCCCAGCUCCGGCCGACAAUACCUGGAAGCCCUCCACCCCCAUCAAGUUUGCCACCGACACGAACUCAACCUCCGCCCUAGCCUCCACUGAGGCAUCAGCUCAGACUUCUGGUGCUGAAAACGCCACCUCCGGAGCUGCAACACCCGAUGAAGAGGGUGGUGCACCUGGCUCUAUAUUUGACAUGUCCUCCGCCAAUGCUGGCGAGGAGGAAGAGACCGUGGUCUUUGAAUGCCGCGCCCGCGCUUUCAAGUUGACCACUGGUUGGGUCUCCCAGGGCACUGGAGUUGUGCGACUGCUCAAGCAUCCCGGCACCGGUCGUGCCCGAGUUGUUCUCCGUGCUGAUCCUGGUGGCAACAUCAUCUUGAACACGCUUCUUAAGAAGGAGCUUGACUAUGCGCGUACCAGCAAUAGCAUGCAAUUCAUGGUUCCUCAGGCUGAUGGCAAGCCCGAGCAAUGGGCUGUUCGAGUGAAGGCCGAGUCGAUUGAGGCCCUCAACGAGCACUUCCAAGCUAUUAAAAAUUAG